Molecule: messenger RNA, 7306 nt
Organism: Oncorhynchus masou masou (cherry salmon)
Lineage: Eukaryota; Metazoa; Chordata; Actinopteri; Salmoniformes; Salmonidae
Gene: hdac11
Product: histone deacetylase 11
Exons: 10
Coding region: 158-1273 (371 amino acids)
Cellular component (GO): histone deacetylase complex
Molecular function (GO): histone deacetylase activity
Source: RefSeq, a predicted model, not a curated record
UUCGACGUGCGCAUGGAAGGAAGCGCUGUGGACUGCAUUACAAUGAUCUGACUAACAGAAUGAUAUCGGACAACCACAAUCUAACGUUGCAUUUGUGAAGAUAUCAAAGCAUUCGAAUAAAAUGUUUUAGCGUCAACUAAUAGACCAAAGAGCGGUUAUGAUGUGUAACAGUAGUCACGGCACCCAGCUUUACCUGGAGGUGCCGUCGUCAUGUCUGCCUAUCGUCUACUCUCCAGUAUACAACAUCACCUUCAUGGGCCUUGAGAAACUACACCCCUUCGACAGUGGGAAGUGGGGGAAAGUCAUCCACUUCCUAAAAGAGGAGAAGAUGAUCAGUGAUGGGAGCAUCGUUGAGGCACGGGAGGCUACAGAGGAAGACCUGCUGGUGGUUCACACAAAACGCUACCUGAACAGACUCAAGUGGUCCCUGGUUGUAGCGACCAUCACAGAGAUCCCUCCCCUCCUAUGCCUACCUAAUUUCCUGGUUCAGAGACGGGUCCUGAGACCACUCAGAACGCAGACCGGAGGCACCAUCAUGGCAGGGAAACUGGCUGUAGACCGAGGCUGGGCCAUCAAUGUAGGUGGAGGUUUCCAUCAUUGCUCCAGUGACAAAGGAGGAGGAUUCUGUGCCUAUGCCGACAUCACCUUAGCUAUCAAGUUUCUGUUUGAGAGGGUGGAGGGAAUCUCCAGAGCCACCAUCAUAGAUCUGGAUGCACACCAGGGGAACGGUCAUGAGCGUGACUUCCUGGAUGACAGACGUGUUUUCAUCAUGGACGUCUACAACCGAUACAUCUAUCCUGGAGACGGAUACGCAAAGAGAGCCAUAAAGCGUAAGGUGGAGCUGGACUGGGGGACAGAGGAUGAUGAGUACCUCCAGAAGGUAGAGCUCCACUCAGAGGGUGCUCUCAAUGAGGUCCGGCCUGACAUCAUAGUAUACAACGCCGGUACAGACAUCCUAGACGGAGACCCCCUGGGAGGGCUGGCUAUCUCACCACAGGGCAUCAUAAAGAGGGAUGAAAUAGUGUUCCGGGCAGCACGAAGGAGAGGGAUUCCCAUCUUGAUGGUGACAUCUGGUGGAUACCAGAAGAAGACUGCUCGCAUCAUCGCUGACUCCAUCAUCAACCUGCGACGCCAGGGCCUGAUUGGAGGGAAUGAGGAUGGGGAGGUGGCAGAGGAGGCAGAGGAGUGUGUGGGCGGUGUCCCCCUCGUGAUGAGCAGCUCUGACUCCUCCCCUUCCUCUGUGUCGACAGGACCAGCCCCCAACACCAUCUGACUGGAACCGAACAUGAGUUGGAUCUUAGGGUCCAGAGCUUCUCCUGGAACCGUAGGACAAUAGAGGAAAAAUAUUAUGCUCGGGGAUAGAGUGCCUUUCCAGACGUCCCCACGAUCUUACUGAUGCCCAAGGUGACUGUGGCAGGGGUCGGUAAUGGUACAAGGUUGGUCGGGUAGCCUAGUGGUUAAGAGUGUUUGGCCAGAAAUUUGAAUCCCUGAGCCAGCUAGGUGAAAAAUCUACCGAUGUGCCCUUGAGCAAAGCACUUAACACUAGUUGCUCCUGUAAGUCUAUGGAUAACAGUGUCUGCUAAAUUACUAAAAUGUACAUGUCUGAGACAUUCUUUAGUGGUACAGGGUUGGACUGAGACAUUCUGUAGUGGUUCGGGGUUGGUCUGAGACAUUCUGUAGUGGUACGGGGUUGGUCUGAGACAUUCUGUAGUGGUUCGGGGUUGGUCUGAGACAUUCUGUAGUGGUUCGGGGUUGGUCUGAGACAUUCUGUAGUGGUACGGGGUUGGUCUGAGACAUUCUGUAGUGGUUCGGGGUUGGUCUGAGACAUUCUUUAGUGGUACGGGGUUGGACUGAGACAUUCUGUAGUGGUUCGGGGUUGGUCUGAGACAUUCUGUAGUGCUAUGGGGUUGGUCUGAGACAUUCUUUAGUGGUACGGGGUUGGUCUGAGACAUUCUGUAGUGGUUCGGGGUUGGUCUGAGACAUUCUGUAGUGGUACGGGGUUGGUCUGAGACAUUCUGUAGUGGUACGGAGUUGGUCUGAGACAUUCUGUAGUGGUUCGGGGUUGGUCUGAGACAUUCUGUAGUGGUACGGGGUUGGUCUGAGACAUUCUGUAGUGGUACGGGGUUGGUCUGAGACAUUCUGUAGUUGUACGGGGUUGGUCUGAGACAUUCUGUAGUGGUACGGGGUUGGUCUGAGACAUUCUGUAGUUGUACGGGGUUGGUCUGAGACAUUCUGUAGUUGUACGGGGUUGGUCUGAGACAUUCUGUAGUGGUACGGGGUUGGUCUGAGACAUUCUUUAGUGGUACGGGGUUGGUCUGAGACAUUCUGUAGUUGUACGGGGUUGGUCUGAGACAUUCUGUAGUGGUACGGGGUUGGUCUGAGACAUUCUUUAGUGGUACGGGGUUGGUCUGAGACAUUCUGUAGUGGUACGGGGUUGGUCUGAGACAUUCUGUAGUGAUACUUUAAGAUUGACUUAAGUUUUCUGGUUCAUGUAUUAGUUUCUGGUUCAAACCAAUCUAGGGAGAAAGAGGGCCUUUUAAACCCUAAUAUUGAUGAUGGUUAGGAACUGUGUUAGGUCUGACUGGCCCAGAGUUUCACCUGGGCUCCUGGGCUAUGACCCAAAUGGCACCCAAUUCCUUAUAUGGUGCACUACGUUGAGCCAAGGAGCCUGUAUGGUUUGAUACUGCCACUGACUUUAAUUCGCUAGUUCAUAUUGACUUGAAGGACCAAUCUAUGAAAAAAGGGCCUUUACCUGGUCUAAUCACAUGGGUUGGUCAGGGAAAACUCAUGGGCCGUGUCCUAACACCCUAUUAUUUAGGGCACUACUUUGUCCAAAGGGGCUGUAAGGUAACUUAGUAGGACUUUACAGUAGGACAUAGUAGGACUUUACAGAAGGACUUUACAGUAGGAUUUUACAGACAUUUGCUUCAUUGGAUGUUGAUAAUAUUGGAAGAGUUUUACAUGUUGUAUGAGUGUUUGGCAGAGGGUUUAAAGGGCAUUAUAACAAUGUGAUUUAAAAAAAAUGUUAAGUAAUUAAUGAGAGUAAUGUGAUUGGUAUUGGUUAAUUAAUUAAUGAGAGAAUAAUACAAUAUGAUUGGUAUUGGUUAAUUAAUUAAUGAGAGUAAUAUGAUUGGUAUUGGUUAAUUAAUUAAUGAGAGAAUAAUACAAUAUGAUUGGUAUUGUUAAUUAAUUAAUGCGAAUAAUACAAUCUGAUUGGUAUUGGUUAAUUAAUUAAUGAGAGUAAUACAAUAUGAUUGGUAUUGGUUAAUUAAUUAAUGAGAGUAAUACAAUAUGAUUGGUAUUGGUGAAUUAAUUAAUGAGAGAAUAAUAUGAUAUGAUUGGAAUCGGUUAAUGAAAAAAUGAAAAUGAAUAGCAACAUUCCAAAACGUAGUUCUUCUUCAGAUUGGGAAAUCUGGCCUUCAUCCCAAAUGGCAUCCUAUUUCAAAUCAAAUCAAAUUUCCUGUAUAGUCCACUACUUUUGACCAGAGCUCCAACGUGCCCUGGUUAAAAGUAGUGCACUAAAUAAGGAAUUGGGCGCCAUUUGGAACAUAUCUCUGAUGUGAUCUGCUACGCUCCGCACCACAUCUAAAAGACAUUUAGAAUCCUCCUGAUCCCAAGACUUUUGUUUGUUUUAAGGUUCCUGCACUUGUUAGAAAGCAGUGAUACUUCAGUCUAUUGUCUGUCCAUGUUAAAGUACCUCUAUGUACGGGGUAUGCACGGUAUACACUACGUUGUCCAAACAAAUGCUUACUUGCAGGUUCCUUCACGACGAUGCAACAACAACAAAUACUAAAAGAUAAUAAUAUGUACAUAAAGUAAAUGGCUCAGUAAAAUUGAAUAAAUAUUUUUGCAUAAGUGUAUAUAUACUGUAUAUAAAAAAUCUAUAAUUGUAUAAUAAACUAAGAGAAUUAUAAUUAUGGGAGAAGCUUUAGGGCAUGUGGUAUCAAGGAUGAUUCUGAUGGUUAAACGUUGUAAUAUAUGAACAUAAUAAUGCCAUGUAGCAGACACCACUCAUGGCCUUAUUGUAUUCAGCCAUUCAUGACCUUAUUGUAUUCAGCCAUUCAUGACCUUAUUGUAUUCAGCCAUUCAGCCAUUCAUGACCUUAUUGUAUUCAGCCAUUCAUGACCUUAUUGUAUUCAGCCAUUCAGCCAUUCAUGACCUUAUUGUAUUCAGCCAUUCAGCCAUUCAUAACCUUAUUGUAUUCAGCCAUUCAAACCCUUAUUAUAUUCAACCUGUUUCUCACACCUUUUCUCCAAUCAGAAAUCAUUUUUGAAUUCUAACAAACUUACUUUCAAGAUAACUCCUUUUUUUGUUUCAUAUACAUUCUGUUGUAUUCUCCAUAUAUACUAAUGUUCAAAAGUUUUGUUUCACUUAGAAAUGUCCUUGUUUUUGAAAGAAAAGCAAAUGUUUUGUUAAUUGAAAUAACAUCAAAUUGAUUAGAAAUACAGUGUAGAUAUUGUUCAUAUUGUAAAUGACUAUUGUAGCUGGAAACGGCUUAUUUUUUAAAUGGAGUAUCUACAGAGGCCCAUUAUCAGAAACCAUCACUCCUGUGUUCCAAUGGCACGUUGUGUUAGCUAAUCCAAGUUUAUCAUUUUAAAAUGAUCAUUGAUCAUUAGAAAACCCUUUUGCAAUUAUGUUAGCACAGCUGAAAACUGUUGGUCUGAUUAGAGGCAAUGAGACUAGUUUAGUAUCUGAAGCAUCAACAUUUGUGGGUUUGAUUACAGGCUCAAAAUGGCCAGAAACAAAUAACUUUCUUCUGAAACGCAUCAGUCUAUUCUUGUUCUGAGAAAUGAAGACUAUUCCAUGCGAGAAAUUGCCAAGAAACUGAAGAUCUCGUACAAAGCUGUGUCCUAUUCCCUUCACAGAACAGCGCAAACUGGCCCUAACCAGAAUAGAAAGAGGAAUGGGAGGCCCCGGUGCACAGCUGAGCAAGAGGACAAGUACAUUAGCGUCUAGUUUGAGAAACAGAUGCCUCACAAGUCCUCAACUGGCAGCUCCAUUAAAUAGUACCUGCAAAACACCAGUCUCAAUGUCAACAGUGAAGAGCCGACUCCAGGAUGCUGGCCUUCGAGGUAGAGUUGCAAAGAAAAACACAUAUCUCAGACUGGCCUAUAGAAAAGUUUAAGAUGGGCAAAAGAACAGACGAAGGUUGGAAAAAAGUGUUGGAAGAAAGGUUUGAAAAAAGGGAAAAAACUGCCAAUUUUCUCCUACAACAGGACAAUGACCCAAAGCACAGCUCCAAACUACAAACUACAGGGCCUUGCAAAUGUAUUCAUCCACCUUGGCGCUUUUCCUAUUUUGUAUCAUUACAACCUGUAAUUUAAAUGGAUUUUGGUCAUUUAUUUGGAUUUCAUGUAAUGUACAUACACAAAAUAGUCCAAGUUGGUGAAGUGAAAUUUAAAAAAUAAAAAAUGGAAAAGUGGUGUGUGCAUAUGUAUUCACCCCCUUUGCUAUGAAGCCCCUAAAUAAGAUCUGGUGCAACCAAUUACCUUCAGAAGUCACAAAAUUAGUUAGAUUGCACACAAGUGGGAUUUUAUUUAAGUCUCACAUGAUCUGUUAUAUGAUCUCAGUAUAUAUAAACCUGUUCUGAAAGGCCCCAGAGUCUACAACACCACUAAGCAAGGGGCACCACCAAGCAAGCAGCACCAUGAAGACCAAGGAGCUCUCCAAUCAGGUCAAGGACAAAGUUGUGGAGAAGUACAGGUCAGGGUUGGGUUCUAAAAAAGAUAUCUGGAACUUUGAACAUCCCAAAAGGGGACCAUUAAAUCCAUUAUUAAAAAAUGGAAAGAAUAUGGCACCACAACAAACCCGCCAAGAGACGGCUGCCCACUAAAACUCACAGACCAGGCAAGGAGGGCAUUUGUCGAGGCAGCAGGGUAGCCUAGUGGUUAGAGCGUUGGACUAGUAAAUGGAAGGUUGCAUGUUCAAACCCUCGACCUGACAAGGUACAAAUCUGUCAAAAUAAGCUCAUUUCUAAGUGGCCCCAAACUUUUGAACGGUAGUGUAUUUUUUUUCUUGUUCAUUUUGCUAUUUGCCUCAUGACUCCUGCAUACUUCGUUGACAACAAACUGUAUUUACCCAACCGUGGAACAGACUGUGAUUUUUCCCACACUCGGGACUCUCUAUUGGUUACAGACUUUUGACCCCCCCCAUCCCAUUCUGACCACAUUCGGCUUUGUAUUCAUGUUUCCUGAUGACAUUUCUGUACAAUAUGAUCUUAUUGCCAUCUGCUGCACAUUCAGAUGUCAUAAAUCCACACUACGGAGCUCUACCUGUCCUCUGCCGUGCCUUGAUUGUAUUACUGUUGAUGAUAUCUGGAAAUGUGCAUGUACACCCUGGCCCAUCUACGGUUGCGAGCCCCAGUUCUGACUUGUGCUCUGAUAUUUGCUUCACUGAUUUCUGCUCGUGUAAAAGCCUGGGUUUUCUGCACAUUAACACUAGAAGCGUAUUACCUAAAAUGGAUAAAUUGAAAGUGUGGAUUCACAGCUCCAAUCCAGAUGUGUUGGUCAUUACUGAGACGUGGUUAAGAAAGAGUGUUUUGAAUACUGACCUUUCUGGUUAUAUCCUUUUUCGGCAAGACAGAUCUUCCAAAGGUGGGGGAGUGGCUAUCUUUACCAAGGAUCACCUUCAGUGCUCGGUUGACUCCACCAAGUCUGUCCCCAAACAAUUUGAUUUGCUGGUUUUAAGUAUUAAACUUUAAAAUAGUUAUCUGUUAACUGUUGCUGGGUGUUAUCAUCCUCCAUCAGCACCGGCCUGUACCCUACCUGCCCUAUGCUCUCCCCUGGCCCCUCCCUGCCCUAAGCUCUCUCCUGUACCCUCCCUGCCCUAAGCUCUCUCCUGUACCCUCCCUGCCCUAAGCUCUCUCCUGUACCCUCCCUGCCCUAAGCUCUCUCCUGGCCCCUCCCUGCCCUAAGCUCUCUCCUGUACCCUCCCUGCCCUAAGCUCUCUCCUGUACCCUACCUGCCCUAAGCUCUCUCCUGUACCCUUACCCUAAGUUUGUUCUGCUCGGUGACCUAAACUGGCACAUGUUUAAACCACCUGACCAAGUCCUAUAGCGAUGGGACUCCCUAAAUCUUUUCAGAUUAUUACCAAUCCCACAAAGCAUGACUCCAAACACCCAGAAAAGACUACUCUCCUCAAUGUUAUCCUCACAAAUAAUCCUGAUAGGUAUCAGUCUGGUGUUUUCUGUAAUGACCUGUUUGAUGAUGUAAUGAUCACUGUUUUACAGCCUGUGUUCGUAAUCGCUGCUCAGUGAAAUGACCUGUCCUGAUUUGUCAUAGACGCUUGAUAAAAAACUUUAAUGAGC